Molecule: messenger RNA, 837 nt
Organism: Closterium sp. Naga37s-1
Lineage: Eukaryota; Viridiplantae; Streptophyta; Zygnematophyceae; Desmidiales; Closteriaceae
Source: the annotation of a GenBank genome assembly
AUGGAGCUUAGGAGGGAGGGCAUUUACCAGCCUCCUCUUGGGCGUAGGCCCACUCCUGCCACUCAGCCAGCACCUGCUCCGCCUGCACCUCCACCCGAGGCCACACCCUUUGGGUCUCUCUCGGUGCCUCUUCCUGAGUUUAACCAUCGCAAGACGGAGGUGGAGCCUUGGCUUGACCUGGUGGAUACCCCCAUGACCCUUGCGAAUGUGUGUCCUGAGGCUCGUGUCACCGCAGCUACUCAUGCAUUGGACGAGGUGGCCCGCAGGGCAGUGUAUGGUGCUAAGAAGCAGGCGCAGGGACCGUUUGGAUGGCCAGAAUUCUGCACCGCACUGAAAGAUGCAUUCAUGGUCAAGAAGUCCGACCUGGAUUUGCGCGGACGCCUUGAGAGCCUUCCUGUCAAGCUGCAGCAGGCAGACGUGACCGGUGGCAUGACCAAUUGGACAACUUACAAGGAGAUGAAGGAGCAGGUGAUCAAAACUGACAACAUCAUUCGCACGUACGUGUAUGGUCCCGACAAGCCAGGCCAGCAGCCCCGUGCAGAAGGCUCUGGUGGUCAUGGGAACCGGCCCCAGAAUGCGAAGGGUGGAAGCGGUUGGAACAAAAGACCUUUCCACCAGCGUGGGCACCAGACGGAGCCGCAAGCCAAGAGGGCUGGCGGAGGGGGAGGGCGUUGCCCUAACAACCCGGAUUUCUCCGACAAGCAGAGCAACGGAUGUGGAAGGAUGGGGCACAUCGAAAGGCAGUGCCGUGGCAAGAACCCAAUCAAGUAUUCUGGGAAGCCUAAGCCAGGCGGCGCUGGACCUUCUGGAAAGAAGGAAUUUCAGAAGCCCAACUAG